GUGCCCCGCAGACUCGCGCGCAGGAGAGGAGCAGCUCCAGCCUCAGGCUCCACCACGGUGACCACCACUGCCAGGCUCCAGCUGGGCCAGCAUGCGGGAGCGCGGCCUCUUGACUCAUGAAUCACCGCUGGAUGGGAGCAGAAGAGCUAUGGAUUGUGACUCGUGUAGAGCGGGCACCUGAGUGCAUGAUGUGAAGUGAUGCAAGGAAAGCUUUGAAAUAUCAGGCGCUAUUCUGAAGGGGUCCAGCAUGGCGUCUCCGGGUGACUAUCAACACUUCCGGGGCAUAGUCCCGGAAAGAAAGAUCCAGGUGGGCAUGCAUCAGAACAAGCACUUCCGCUACUACGAGUUUGGGCCCAAGCGGCUGGACCCCCUCAUCUGCCUGGGCGGCGCCGCCUCCACUGCAGACUGCUUCUACAAGCAAGUGCUCGCGCUCUCCUCCAAGGGCUACCGGAUCAUGGCCGUUGACGCCCCAGCUUUGUGGACACACGCGGAGUGGAUGGCGGCCUUCGACAAGUUCCUGGACUCCCUCCGCAUCAACCAGGUGCAUCUGUAUGGCACCUCCCUGGGCGGCUUUCUGUGCCAGCUGUACGCUGCAUACCGGCCGCGGCGCGUUAGGUCGCUCGUCCUCUCCAACACCUUUUUGGACACCAAGAACUACCACGAAGAGCUCAGCUGGAGCUCUUUGUUUCAGUGGACCCCCGAGUUCAUGCUGAAGCGCAUCAUCAUGGCCGGCCUGGGGGAAGGCUACCGAGAAGCACAUAUUGCAAACUCCAUCGACUUCGUCGUCAGUCAGUUGGAGACGCUGCACCAGCAGGAGCUAGCGUCGCGCCUCACGCUCAUGAGCCAGCUGGGCGCCGUGGGGCACAUCCAUGUGUCAGAUGACGUCAUCACCAUCAUGGACACGAACGACUACUGCGCAGUGAAGCAGGACGCACGGGAUGCACUGUAUAUACGUUAUCCCGGGGCGCGGCGCGCCUUCCUCAAGAGCGGCGGCGACUUCCCCUUCCUGAGCCGCGCCGACGAGGUCAACCUGCACCUCCAGCUGCACCUGCGACGCGUUGGAGUCGAGCCCGAUGCGUCCGCAGCCUCCCCUGCGCCCUCCCCCGCCCGGGAGACCGUCUUCUCCUCAUCCCGCUACGACUCUGAUACUACGACCACCAGCGCCGACGAGGGACCCCCCCUAGAAAGGCCCUCGCGCAGGGAGCAAUCCGGGGGGGUGAGCGAGGCGCCCCCUGCAGGGCACGACGAGCAGCGAGCAGCCCCCCACGAGGAGGAGAGCGUGGGCGCGCAUCUGGCGUACAAAAAGGACCCGCUCUGGGCGGCGCUGGCGGAUGCGGAAGCCAGCGUGUGGGAGGACGCGCUAGAGGAAAGGGCGGGCUCUGGCCGGGGGGGCACCCCAGGGUCGAAAGAACAGGAGAAAGCGCACGGGGAAGGACCCCGGGAGAGCGAGCCGGGGCCUGAGGCGCAAAGCCCUGCCUCGCCUGACGCGGGAAAGACCGCUCACGCUGAUCAGGACGUGGCUAAAGCACGCGAGAGCGGCGCACCUUCUGAUGGUCAGGGAGAGGCGAACGGAGGUCAGGAAGGAGACAAGGAGCGAGCGCAGGAGAGGCACGGCGGCGGUGCGGUGGCGGCAUCUGGGGAGAGCGACGAAGGGGGGUCGAGCGAGGAGGACGAGGAAGGGUGGCGCAAGGAAGAGGGCGCUGACCCGCUGCUGUGGGGGGCGGGGCGGGCCGGGGACAAGGAGCGGCAGGAAGGGGCGGGGGAUCCCCUGUCCCGGGCGAGCAGCCUUGCGGACCGGGAGGAGGUGCCGGACACGCUGGGCAAGCGGACAAGCGGGCGGCUGUGAGAAGUGCCGCUCGGGGAGGACGGGAGAGCGGUCGGGGGUGCGUGUAUGGGGGCACGGAGAGUCACUCAAAAAAGGGAGUCGGCAUGGAAGGAUGCCCGGCGGUAGUCGGGGUGAGCGGUCAAUUCUUGACGGCUGAUACGGCCACAGUCCAAUUGCGGGUAGCAAACAAUAUCUUUCUUGUAUACACUCAUAGGUUCGUUAGCACGCAAGCUGAAGAAGAGGCGAUUCUGACUGGAAAAUAAAAAUAAACCCGUGAUUUAGCAUGGAUUGACAGAUGGUCGAUGAUCGGGCACUUUGCUCAGUAGUGCCAGCUGUAAGACUCCCGUAUGCGCUUGCUGCUGAAGUGCCUCAAUGCAAACAGUCACGCCCUUCGCAAACCGGAUUAGUGCACCUUUGGACGCUUUGUCCCUUUACCAGCUUAGAUCAACCAUGACGCACGCCUUUAGCUCAUGAGCGUAG
This is a messenger RNA of Klebsormidium nitens, 2305 nucleotides long. The record is from the annotation of a GenBank genome assembly. Lineage: Eukaryota; Viridiplantae; Streptophyta; Klebsormidiophyceae; Klebsormidiales; Klebsormidiaceae.